AUUUCAUUUAGAAUCAGUUUGCAUUAUUGGUAAAUAAAAGAGAAUAUUUGACUUAAAAUGCCUCUAACGGAUCUAACAGAUUCCGAUGGGAACCAUUUUAAGGUGUUGGAGGUUGAUGGAUAUUAUUUGCCUAAUUUCGGUUAUGAAAGCCAAGAAAGUGACUUUCGGAAAAGGGUUGAUUACUGGCAGGCCAGAGAUGACGACAUUAUAAUCUGUAACUACCCGAAAUCAGGAACACAUUGGAUCUGGGAAAUAGUACAGAUGUUAUACAGACAAAAAGCAGAGUUUGUUAAAGUCACUAAAGACGAUUGGAUGAUAGAAUGUAUCCCCAAGGAAAAGUUUGACGGUCUAACCUCGCCUAGGAUACUUAACUCUCAUCUUUACCUCUCGAUGCUACCUAAAGAUUUUGUUAGACGUAAAUGUAAAAUUAUUUAUACAGUACGAAAUCCAAAAGACGUAGCUGUGUCAUUUUAUCAUCACCAUAGAAACAUACUGAUGUAUGAAUAUACUGGAUCUUGGAACUCUUACCUCGAAAGAUAUUUGAAAGGAGAAAUUGAUUAUAAGUCUUGGUUUGAUUAUGUACGUGAUUGGUGCAAGGUUUUGGAGGAAAACAAAGACUAUCCUAUACAUGUCAUACAUUAUGAAGAUAUGCACACGAAUAACACAAAGGAAAUAAAGAGAUUGUCAGAUUUUCUGUGUAUAAAGUGUGAUGAUCAAUUAAUUGGUGAAAUAGGAAUAAAAUGUCAAAUAGAAAACAUGAAGAGAGAGAAAAUACAGAACGAUGAGGACUGGAGAGACAACACUGCAGGAAUGUAUAGAGAAGGAAAAGUAGGAGGAUGGAAGAAUGUAUUCACGGUGACACAGAAUGAAUUGUUUGACAAAGUGUAUGAAAAGAAUAUGACAGGUGUAGACAUGAACCUUCGUUUUAAUCUAUGACAAAUAGACAAGAAAUAGUUAUAGCGUUUCCUAGUAGUUACUACCAUUCAUUUUAGUAGUUUGGUAAUUUGUUUUCUGAAUUGAAACUUGGGAUAUUAAAAAGUUAUAAAACAGUAUUGGAACUGUCGGAGGACUAGUUUA
This is a messenger RNA of Mytilus californianus (California mussel), 1077 nucleotides long. RefSeq names its product sulfotransferase 1B1-like. Gene Ontology annotation, molecular function: sulfotransferase activity. The transcript is spliced from 5 exons. NCBI's taxonomy places the organism in Eukaryota, Metazoa, Mollusca, Bivalvia, Mytilida, Mytilidae. The record is from RefSeq and is a predicted model, not a curated record. Gene Ontology annotation, cellular component: cytoplasm. Gene Ontology annotation, biological process: sulfation. Bases 58 to 936 code for a protein of 292 amino acids.